AUGAAAACACUACUUCAUUCACUUAUCUCAAUAUUAAUACUACUGCUCCAAUGCAUACUAGCCAAUGAAGUAGAACAAUUUCAAUUCAAUUAUUUUUCGCAGGACGAAAUUAAUUUACAACAACAGAAUUUAACUAAAGAUAUAAAACAUUUUAAUCAAAUUAAAAGGAAAACUAAUUCUGAAGGAUUACAAGAAUUUACUCCUAUAAUUGAUACAAUAUUACAAUCAGAAAUUAAAUAUUAUUCAUUUAGUGUAAAUACAUCUUCAGGUUUAGGUGAAUUUUAUGAACUUUUAAUUUUUUUAUCAGGUAAUAUAUGUACUCAACCAGAUAAUAUACCAUUUAAUCAAACUAGUCUUGCUGUAUAUUAUAGUUUUAAUUCUACAAUGUUUACUAAUAAUGAAGUUGGACAAAUGAAAUUAUUUCAAUAUGGUUAUUUCCAAGCAUUAGCUGAUUUACCAAUAAGUGCUACAUCAACUACUUCAUCUAUUCCAACUCCUGGAGUUAUUCCAAAUCCUGCAGAUGAUGAAAAAAUUUUAUAUAUUGCUGUUAGAGCUCCUCAAAAUAUAAAUAUAACAGCAAGUUGGACAUAUCAAAUUGGUGUAUCACAAAAUGAUUUAGUUUUUCAAUGGGAUGAUAGAAGUUUUGGAUCAAUAGUUGAUGCAGAUGAUAAUUCUGCAUUAAUUGUUACAAAUAAUUUAACUGCUUAUGCAGAUGAUUGGGAAAAAUUUAAUGCUUCUGAUUCAAGAUAUUUUUUAUAUAUAUAUUCAUAUGAAAAUAAAGAUUAUUUUGAAAAAAUGAAUAAUUCUUGGUGUGCUGUUAGAUCAGGUCCUGCAAUAAGAGGUCCUCAUAAUAUAGAAAGUUCUUUUACUACAAGAAAUGGUGGAAUUCAACAACAAUUUAUGGUUAAAGAUUUAAAUGAAUCAACUAAAUAUAUUGCUUAUGUAGUUGCAGAUUUUGGAGGUACAAAUUUUGGUGGAGCAUUAUAUCAUCCUUUUGAAUUUGAAACUAUGUCUGGAUCAUCUUGUGAAUUAAUUUAUGAUUUAGAAUUUUGUGAUAGAGUUGCUUAUAGUGUUCCUGCUUUAGGAGAUCCCCAAUAUAAUGAUGAUAAAAAUGCAACAAAACAUAUUUAUGAUGAUCAUGCUAAAUUACUUUAUGAAAAUUUUAGUAAAGCUAUUCAACAAAUUGCUUGUGAUACUGUUCCAGAAGCUAUAUAUUCAAAUUUAAGAACUUGUGAAGAUUGUGCAGAAAGUUAUAAAGAUUGGCUUUGUGCUGUUUCAAUACCAAGAUGUGUAACUCAAAAUUCAUCUUCAUAUAUGCCUAGAAAUUCAACAAGUCAAAGAAAUUCAUUUAUGAUAGAUGUUAUUUCUCCUCAAGAAGAUUAUUAUGAAAUUUUACCUUGUGUUAAUGUUUGUCAAGCAAUUGUAAGAAAUUGUCCUGCAGAUUUUGGAUUUAUGUGUCCAACAAGAAAUGAAAGUAUUGCAUUAAGUUAUUAUUGGGAUUUAAAUACUAGUGAUCAAUGGCCAAGUUGUAAUUAUGUUGGUAAAAUGGCUAAACCAAGUAGUUGGGCUUAUAAAUUAGUAGCAAAUAAUUGGCUUUUAUUAAUAGUUGUUAUAUUUAUACAAAUUUUAUAG
This is a messenger RNA of Lodderomyces pseudojiufengensis, 1632 nucleotides long. RefSeq names its product Mid1p (gene MID1). Gene Ontology annotation, molecular function: protein binding; calcium channel activity. The record is from RefSeq and is a predicted model, not a curated record. The coding region runs from base 1 to 1632 and encodes 543 amino acids. NCBI's taxonomy places the organism in Eukaryota, Fungi, Ascomycota, Pichiomycetes, Serinales, Debaryomycetaceae. The transcript has a single exon. Gene Ontology annotation, biological process: calcium ion import across plasma membrane.